This is a messenger RNA of Malurus melanocephalus (red-backed fairy wren), 1562 nucleotides long. Its product is annotated as methylated-DNA--protein-cysteine methyltransferase-like. Gene Ontology annotation, cellular component: nucleus. Bases 19 to 1026 code for a protein of 335 amino acids. Gene Ontology annotation, molecular function: methylated-DNA-[protein]-cysteine S-methyltransferase activity. Lineage: Eukaryota; Metazoa; Chordata; Aves; Passeriformes; Maluridae. Gene Ontology annotation, biological process: DNA repair. The record is from RefSeq and is a predicted model, not a curated record. The transcript has 5 exons.
GRAGCUUUUUCCUCCACRAUGGCAUCAAGGCUGGCUCUCAAAGUGAACUCCAAGCGGGUUGGAUCCCCGUGCCGGGAGCAUCGCGUGGUUCUGCUCAGCCCCGUGGGGAAGAUCGAGAUCUGGGGCUGUGACAGAGGYGUCCACGAGAUCAAACUGCCYCAAAUGAGYGCCCUGCCCAGCGGGGCAGAGUCAUCRUCAGCCUGCGAGGUGUGUGAGGGCACCGAGGGGAUGCCAGAGCCACUGCAGCAGUGCACAGCCUGGCUGAGAGCCUACUUCAGUGAGCCAGGGGGCACAGGGACCCUGCCCGUGCCAGCUUUGCACCACCCCCUGCUGCAGACAGAUUCCUUCACCAGGCAGGUGCUGUGGACCCUGCUGAAUGAUGUGAAGUUYGGGGAGGCCGUUUCCUACAAGCAGYUGGCAGAACUUGCUGGYAACAGCCGGGCAGCCAGAGCUGUGGGGGGAGCMAUGAGGAGCAACCCGAUCCCCAUCAUCAUCCCGUGCCACAGGGUGAUCCGCAGCAGCGGGGACACCGGCAACUACGGCGGGGGACAGAUCCUCAAGGAGUGGCUGCUGUCCCACGAGAGGAUGCAGAAAGAGAAACUGCAGAAAGAGAAACUGCAGGAGCAGAAACUGCAGGAGGAGAAGCUCCAGGAGAAGCUGCAGAAGGAGAGGAUGCAGCAGGAGAAAAUGCAGAAGGAGAGGAUGCAGGAGAAGCUGCAGAAGGAGAGGAUGCAGGAGGAGAAAAUGCAAAAGGAGAGGAUGCAGGAGAAGCUGCAGAAGGAGAAACUGCAGAAGGAGAGGAUGCAGGAGGAGAAAAUGCAAAAGGAGAGGAUGCAGGAGAAGCUGCAGCAGGAGAGGAUGCAGGAGAAGCUGCAGCAGGAGAAGCUGCAGAAGGAGAAGCUGCAGGAGGAGAAAAUGCAGAAGGAGAGGAUGCAGGAGAAGCUGCAGCAGGAGAGGAUGCAGGAGAAGCUGCAGCAGGAGAAAAUGCAUCAGGAAAAGCUGCAGCAGGAGAAGCUGCUGUGCUGAUGCCCCUGACCAACCCAAACACACAACCACGGCUCCUGGUGGAGCUGAGAGCAGCCAGCAGAACUGGCAGAAAUGGUAAAUAUUUGAGUGACACACAAAUAUAAUGCGAGAGGGGAAGGGAAAUGCGCGGUGGCAGCGCUGUGUUAGGAAAGCAGGCUGUGUCCUGGGGGAGGCAGCUCUCCUGCCCUUUCUUGUUUUUACAUUUUACAGCAGAAUGGCUACAGCGAUCCAGGCCUGUUGUGCAUGGAUUUUGUUCCCAUCUCCAGCCCUGUUUUGUUCUAUUUUUAAUGUCCAUUAAAGCAGGGAUAAGGGAGUGGGAGGGACGUGGCAAAUGCGAGGUGGAAGUUUCCCCCUGAGGAGGUGUCUGGCUGGCACGCCUGGCCCUGCCCUCCCCCUCCCCAAUUUGGGGCAGAAAAUGCUGUUUUACCUAAAGAGGAGUUAAGGGAGCACAGUGAGAUCUGCAAAAAAGCAAGCAGCUACUCAAUUCCUUACUCCUGCCUUUUCUUUUUGGACUGUGAGAUGGGAGUAUUUUUUUU